Phodopus roborovskii (desert hamster) is the source of this 2942-nucleotide messenger RNA. RefSeq names its product dystrophin. Gene Ontology annotation, cellular component: plasma membrane. The annotation marks the transcript as partial. Gene Ontology annotation, biological process: synaptic signaling. The transcript has 24 exons. The record is from RefSeq and is a predicted model, not a curated record. Gene Ontology annotation, molecular function: zinc ion binding; protein binding. NCBI's taxonomy places the organism in Eukaryota, Metazoa, Chordata, Mammalia, Rodentia, Cricetidae.
GAUCUCCAAGGUGAAAUUGAAGCUCACACGGAUAUCUAUCACAAUCUCGAUGAAAAUGGCCAAAAAAUUUUGAGGUCCCUGGAAGGUUCAGAUGAAGCAGCCCUGUUAAAAAGACGUUUGGAUACCAUGAAUUUCAAGUGGAGUGAGCUUCGGAAAAAGUCUCUCAACAUCAGGUCCCAUUUGGAUGCCAGUUCUGACCAGUGGAAGCGUCUGCAUCUUUCUCUCCAGGAACUUCUAGUGUGGCUACAGCUGAAAGAUGAUGAAUUGAGCCGGCAGGCACCUAUCGGUGGUGAUGUCCCAGCAGUUCGGAAGCAGAAUGAUGUACACAGGGCCUUCAAGAGGGAAUUGAAAACUAAAGAACCUGUUAUCAUGAGUACUCUGGAGACCGUGAGAGUAUUUCUGACAGAGCAGCCUUUGGAAGGACUGGAGAAGCUCUACCAGGAGCCCAGAGAGCUGCCUCCUGAAGAAAGAGCCCAGAAUGUCACUCGGCUCCUACAGAAACAGGCUGAGGAGGUCAACACUGAAUGGGACAAGUUGAACCUGCACUCAGCUGAUUGGCAGAGAAAACUAGAUGAGGCACUUGAAAGGCUACAGAAACUUCAAGAAGCUGCAGAUGAACUGGACCUCAAACUGCGCCAAGCUGAGGUGAUCAAGGGAUCCUGGCAACCAGUGGGGGAUCUCCUCAUUGACUCUCUCCAAGAUCACCUUGAAAAAGUCAAGGUACUUCGGGGAGAAAUUGCACCUCUUAAAGAGAACAUCAAUCAAGUCAAUGACCUUGCUCGCCACCUUACCACAUUGGGCAUUCAGCUCUCACCUUAUAACCUCAGCACUCUGGAAGAUCUGAAUACCAGAUGGAAGCUUCUGCAGGUGGCUGUGGAGGAUCGUGUCAGGCAGCUGCAUGAAGCCCACAGGGACUUUGGCCCAGCAUCCCAGCACUUUCUUUCCACUUCGGUCCAGGGUCCCUGGGAAAGAGCCAUCUCACCAAACAAAGUGCCCUACUAUAUCAACCACGAGACACAAACAACUUGUUGGGACCAUCCCAAAAUGACAGAGCUCUACCAGUCUUUAGCUGACCUGAAUAAUGUCAGGUUCUCUGCAUAUAGAACUGCCAUGAAGCUCCGAAGACUGCAGAAGGCCCUUUGCUUGGAUCUCUUGAGCCUGUCUGCUGCAUGUGAUGCCUUGGACCAGCACAACCUCAAGCAAAAUGACCAGCCCAUGGAUAUCCUACAGAUCAUUAACUGUUUGACUACUAUUUAUGAUCGUCUGGAGCAAGAGCACAACAAUUUGGUCAAUGUCCCUCUCUGUGUGGACAUGUGUCUCAACUGGCUUCUCAAUGUUUAUGAUACGGGACGAACAGGGAGGAUCCGUGUCCUGUCUUUUAAAACUGGCAUCAUUUCUCUGUGUAAAGCACACUUGGAAGACAAAUACAGAUACCUUUUCAAGCAAGUGGCAAGUUCAACUGGCUUUUGUGACCAGCGUAGACUGGGUCUUCUUCUUCAUGAUUCUAUUCAAAUCCCAAGGCAGUUGGGUGAAGUUGCCUCCUUUGGGGGCAGUAACAUUGAGCCAAGCGUCAGGAGCUGCUUCCAAUUUGCCAAUAAUAAACCUGAGAUUGAAGCAGCUCUCUUCCUUGACUGGAUGCGCCUGGAACCCCAGUCUAUGGUGUGGCUGCCUGUUUUGCACAGAGUGGCUGCUGCAGAAACUGCCAAGCACCAGGCUAAGUGUAACAUCUGCAAGGAGUGUCCAAUCAUUGGAUUCAGGUACAGAAGUCUAAAGCACUUUAAUUAUGACAUCUGCCAAAGCUGCUUUUUUUCUGGUCGAGUUGCAAAGGGCCAUAAAAUGCACUACCCCAUGGUAGAAUAUUGUACUCCGACUACAUCUGGAGAAGAUGUCCGUGACUUCGCCAAGGUACUAAAAAACAAAUUUCGAACCAAAAGGUAUUUUGCGAAGCAUCCCCGAAUGGGCUACCUGCCAGUGCAGACUGUGUUAGAGGGGGACAACAUGGAAACUCCCGUUACUCUGAUCAACUUCUGGCCAGUAGAUUCUGUGCCUGCCUCGUCCCCCCAGCUUUCACACGAUGAUACUCAUUCACGCAUUGAACAUUAUGCUAGCAGGCUAGCAGAAAUGGAAAACAGCAAUGGAUCUUAUCUAAAUGAUAGCAUCUCUCCUAAUGAGAGCAUAGAUGAUGAACAUUUGUUAAUCCAGCAUUACUGCCAAAGUUUGAACCAGGACUCCCCCCUGAGCCAGCCUCGUAGUCCUGCCCAGAUCUUGAUUUCCUUAGAGAGUGAGGAAAGAGGGGAGCUAGAGAGAAUCCUAGCAGAUCUUGAGGAAGAAAACAGGAAUUUGCAAGCAGAAUAUGAUCGUCUGAAGCAGCAGCAUGAGCAUAAAGGCCUGUCCCCACUGCCGUCUCCUCCUGAGAUGAUGCCCACAUCUCCCCAGAGUCCCAGGGAUGCUGAGCUUAUUGCUGAGGCCAAGCUACUGCGUCAACACAAAGGACGCCUGGAAGCCAGGAUGCAAAUCCUGGAAGACCACAACAAGCAGCUGGAGUCUCAGUUACAUAGACUGAGGCAGCUCCUGGAGCAACCCCAGGCUGAGGCCAAGGUGAAUGGCACCACAGUGUCCUCUCCUUCUACCUCUCUGCAGAGGUCAGAUAGCAGUCAGCCUAUGUUGCUCCGUGUGGUUGGCAGUCAAACUUCAGAAUCUAUGGGUGAGGAAGAUCUGAGUCCUCCCCAGGAUACAAGCACAGGAUUAGAAGAAGUGAUGGAGCAACUCAACAACUCCUUCCCUAGUUCAAGAGGAAGAAAUGCCCCUGGAAAGCCAAUGAGAGAGGACACAAUGUAGGAAGCCUUUUCCACAUGGCAGAUGAUUUGGGCAGAGCGAUGGAGUCCUUAGUUGCAGUCAUGACAGAUGAAGAAGGAGCAGAUUAAAUGUUUUACAACUCCUGA